GCGAGUCGGAGUCGGAGUCGGAGUCGGAGUCGGAGUCGGAGUCCGAGUCCCGCCGAGCCUCCCGCUCCCGGGCCGCGGGGACAUGGGGCCGGGCCGCGCUCUGCUGCCGCUGCUGCUCGCCUGCUGGGCCGCCGCUCAGGACGCGCCGGGGAGCGCGCGGGCCGUGGCCUUCCAGGACUGCCCCGUGGACCUCUUCUUCGUGCUGGACACCUCCGAGAGCGUGGCCCUGAGGCUGAAGCCCUAUGGGGCCCUGGUGGACAAGGUCAAGGCGUUCACCAAGCGCUUCAUCGACAACCUGAGGGACAGGUACUACCGGUGUGACCGCAACUUGGUGUGGAACGCGGGCGCCCUGCACUACAGCGACGAGGUGGAGAUCAUUAGCCCGCUGACGCCCAUGCCCGCCGACCGCGACGCCCUCAAGGCCAAGGUGGACGCCGUCAAGUACUUCGGCAAGGGCACCUACACGGACUGCGCCAUCAAGAAGGGGCUGGAGGAGCUGCUCGUGGGGGGCUCCCACCUCAAGGAGAACAAGUACCUGAUAGUGGUGACGGACGGGCACCCCCUGGAGGGCUACAAGGAGCCGUGCGGCGGCCUGGAGGACGCCGUGAACGAGGCCAAGCACCUGGGCGUCAAGGUCUUCUCCGUGGCCAUCACGCCCGACCACCUGGAGCCGCGCCUGAGCAUCAUCGCCACGGACCACACGUACCGGCGCAACUUCACGGCGGCCGACUGGGGGCAGAGCCGGGACGCCGAGGAGAUCAUCACCCAGACCAUCGACACCAUCGUGGACAUGAUCAAAAACAACGUGGAGCAAGUGUGCUGCUCCUUCGAAUGCCAGCCCGCCAGAGGACCUCCCGGGCCACGGGGCGACCCCGGGUAUGAGGGAGAACGUGGGAAGCCGGGCCUCCCAGGAGAGAAAGGAGAAGCCGGGGAGCCCGGAAGGCCCGGGGACCUCGGACCCAUCGGCUACCAGGGGAUGAAGGGAGAGAAAGGGAGCCGAGGGGAGAAGGGCUCCAGGGGGUCCAAGGGCUACAAGGGCGAGAAGGGCAAGCGAGGCAUCGAUGGUGUGGACGGCAUGAAGGGGGAGAUGGGCUACCCCGGCCUGCCAGGCUGCAAGGGCUCGCCCGGAUUCGACGGAGCUCAAGGACCCCCCGGGCCCAAGGGUGACGCAGGUGCCUUCGGACGGAAAGGAGAGAAGGGUGCCCCUGGAGCUGAUGGGGAGCCCGGAAGGCCGGGGAACACGGGGCCACCGGGAGAUGAGGGCGAGCCGGGGCUGCCUGGUCCCCCCGGAGAGAAGGGAGAAGCCGGCGACGAGGGAAACCCCGGACCGGACGGUGCCCCCGGAGAGAGGGGCGGCCCUGGGGAAAGAGGACCACGGGGGACCCCAGGCGUGCGGGGCCCACGGGGAGACCCGGGCGAAGCUGGACCCCAAGGUGACCAGGGACGAGAAGGCCCCGUCGGCAUCCCCGGAGACCCGGGCGAGGCUGGCCCCGCUGGACCUAAAGGUUACCGAGGUGACGAGGGGCCCCCGGGGCCUGAGGGUUCCAGAGGAGCUCCUGGGCCCGCGGGGCCCCCCGGAGACCCCGGGCUGAUGGGUGAAAGGGGCGAAGACGGCCCCCCGGGAAACGGCACCGAGGGCUUCCCUGGCUUCCCUGGCUAUCCGGGCAGCAGGGGCCCCCCCGGGAUAAACGGCACCAAAGGCUACCCAGGCCUCAAGGGCGACGAGGGAGAAGCCGGAGACCCCGGAGAUGACAACAAUGACAUCUCCCCACCAGGAGUCAAAGGAGCAAAGGGGUACCGGGGCCCCGAAGGUCCCCAGGGACCCCCAGGACACACAGGACCCCCGGGACCAGAUGAAUGUGAGAUCCUGGACAUCAUCAUGAAAAUGUGCUCUUGCUGUGAGUGCAAGUGCGGCCCCAUCGACAUCCUCUUCGUGCUGGACAGCUCCGAGAGCAUCGGCCUGCAGAACUUCGAGAUCGCCAAGGACUUCGUUGUCAAGGUCAUCGACCGGCUGAGUAGGGACGAGCUGGUCAAGUUCGAGCCUGGCCAGUCGCACGUGGGCGUGGUGCAGUACAGCCACAACCAGAUGCAGGAGCACGUGGACCUGAGGGACCCCAACAUCAGGAGCGUCCAGGAGCUCAAGGAAGCCAUCAAGAAGCUGCGGUGGAUGGCGGGCGGCACGUUCACGGGCGAGGCUCUGCAGUACACGCGGAACCAGCUGCUGCCGCCCACCCAGAACAACCGCAUUGCCCUGGUCAUCACGGACGGCCGCUCGGACACCCAGAGGGACACCACCCCGCUCAGCGUGCUCUGUGGCCCGGACAUCCAGGUGGUCUCCGUGGGCAUCAAGGACAUGUUUGGCUACGUCGCGGGCUCUGACCAGCUCAACGUCAUCUCCUGCCAAGGCCUGGGACCCCAGGGCCGGCCGGGCAUCUCUCUGGUCAAGGAGAACUAUGCGGAGCUGCUGGAGGACAAUUUUCUGAAGAACGUCACCACCCAGAUCUGUAUAGACAAGAAGUGUCCAGAUUACACCUGCCCGAUCAUGUUCUCCUCCCCGGCCGACAUCACCAUCCUGCUGGACGGCUCGGCCAGCGUGGGCAGCCACAACUUCGACACCACCAAGCGCUUCGCCAAGCGGCUGGCCGAGCGCUUCCUGACGGCAGGCAGGACGGACCCGGCGCACGACGUGCGGGUGGCGGUGGUGCAGUACAGCGGGCCCGGGCAGCAGCGGCCGGGCCGCGGGGCGCUGCGGUUCCUGCAGAACUACACCGUGCUGGCCAGCACCGUGGACGGCAUGGACUUCUUCAACGACGCCACCGACGUCAACGAUGCCCUGGGCUACGUGACGCGCUUCUACCGCGAGGCCUCGACCCGCGAUGCCAAGAAGAGGCUGCUGCUCUUCUCCGACGGCAACUCGCAGGGCGCCACGGCGGCGGCCAUCGAGAAGGCGGUGCAGGAGGCCCAGCGCGCGGACAUCGAGAUCUUCGUGGUGGUGGUGGGCCGCCAGGUGAACGAGCCCCACGUGCGCGUCCUGGUCACCGGCAAGACGGCCGAGUACGACGUGGCCUUCGGCGAGCGCCACCUGUUCCGCGUGCCCAGCUACCAGGCCCUGCUGCGCGGCGUCUUCUACCAGACGGUGUCCAGGAAGGUGGCGCUGGGCUAGUCCCUCCGCCGACGGCUCGAAGUGGGCGCCACGUGCACGCUCCGACCAACCCGAGGAGCCACCUGCUCAUACAGGGAAGCCUGAGAAGCCCCCGUGUCCCCCGCCCUGUCCCCUCCGUGUUAAGGUCCCCGAAACCCCCCUUCCCUUCCGGGGGGUCGCUGAGCACCGCCUCCCCUCCCGUGUGCCCCUCACAGCGGAGACAAUCCCACGGGACUCUUCAGUUAGCCUUCUUCACGCCCCCGAGGUCUGCCAGCGACCUCGUCGUGUGAGGGCCAGACGGACGGAAGCCAGGGUCCAGGGGAGUUUUCAGCCCUAACCCCUGAGUCUCCCCCUCCCCGCUGCUCGGGGUCAGACCUGGGUUCCCAUGGCCUCGGGCCACGGGGCUCAGCACGGACAGACUCGCACCAGCGUCUCCAGCAAA
Molecule: messenger RNA, 3584 nt
Organism: Canis lupus familiaris (dog)
Lineage: Eukaryota; Metazoa; Chordata; Mammalia; Carnivora; Canidae
Gene: COL6A1
Product: collagen type VI alpha 1 chain
Exons: 35
Coding region: 83-3163 (1026 amino acids)
Source: RefSeq, a predicted model, not a curated record